AUUUAUAAUCUUCCAUAGCCUAAAGUGUGACUUGAAUUGAAGCCAUGUGCAAGAACCAGCUCUGUCAAAUGAAUGUUUGUUCUGCAGUGGCCAAAGGGGGUGAUUGCUUGAACUUCUGUAUGAUGCUCAUUAAUGGCCUUGGCAAACAGACCUGGCUAGAUGAGGGUACUGCAGGGUUUUCUCUAAUAUUCCAACAGCUCCCACGUGGACUUAAAUCUCUUUCAAGCUUCUGCAGAGAGCUGAACGUGUAGAGACCAAGGUUUCCUUGAAAGAACUGGGUGUUCUUUUAUUGUCAAGAGCUUAGCUACCUGACCUGCUGCAGCAGAUCCUAGCUGAUUAGCAGCAUGGAUCCCCAAAACGCUUCCCAAGUAAUAAACAGCCAGUCAUUUCACCUGCCAAUCAAAUUUAAUUACUCUGCCUCAGCACUGCCUUUUUAGCAAUUCACAGCGCUGAAGCAAUGCACCACUGGUGGGUGCAGCAUUUGCUGCAAGGGAAGUUUUUUGUUUUUUGCCUAGUGACCCAAAGACUGCAACGGUGUGCAUGCUUGCUUUGUAGUAAGCCACACUAAACAUGCACAAAAUUGCACUCUGAGCAACAACUCACAACAGAAUGGCCUGAACUUCCUACUUUGGAAAGUAGGAAUGAAAAUGGCAGCAGCCAGUUGCUCAGGUUUCGGGGGUUUAAUUGUAUCCAUGGGCUUUCGCAUUGAUGUUUUUAUCUCCGUAUUAGAGAUACACGAUAUUACUAAAUACAGAUUGGGUGCUUGAAUGGGAUUUCCGACACUGAAUUGCGCUCUCUCAGCUCUGAGGUUGGGGAAUGGGCUCAUAAGAGUUGGUAUGGUGAAGAAGUUGGGACAUGAAAACAAUGGCAAUGCCAUAGCGAGGCUAUGGGGAUGGAAAGAAGCAGCAUAGGAUUUUAUUGCCAGAGAGGGAGAAGCUGUGGAUCAGAGUCAGCUGUAUCGGAUGAAUGACAUGAAAUGGAGUUUUGCAUAGAAGAAACAGCCACAAACAGGCUUUCUGCAUCUGGACCUAUUUUAAUUUACGUAUGGCUUUUUGGCCCCAUGGUUUACAUUGUUUUCUUUUUUCCUAAAUCCAUGAUUUGGCAAUACAAUUUUGAGGUCAAUUCUGACCGCUAUCCUCACAUACUGGGAGAGAUGAUAGAUGUAAAAUCUAAAGCACCAAAACCCUAGAAACAAGUCAGUUCUAGAUUCUAAAAGGAACUAAAUUGUAUAGUAUGUGAAUGACCAAAUACCAAAGGCUGGAAUCCUAGACACACACCUGGAAGAAAGGCCCCUACUUAAAGUAGGAGGUGUAUAGCACUCCAAAGGAGAUGAUGUACCGUAUUAAGUCUCUGGCAGCAGAAUACAUGUGUCAAUCUUUAAGGGUGCCACGACAGCACCGUGAGCUUAAUAUAAAGGCUAAAGGGAACAUAUGUUAGUAUCUUGGGUGCCACGGGCCUCUUUCGUCGUUUUGGUUUUACUUUGUGGCUGGAGGGGAGAGCAUUUGAUAUUUCGGCGUCUGCCCCUUUAAAAGCGACGCCAUUCGGCUUCGCCCUCGCAGCACGUGACCCGGAAAUGGCUGUAGCGGCGCCUCAAUGAAGGCGGCGCGGAAAGCUUCGUCGCGCGCUUCGAGAGGCACCUGAGUCACGUGGCACAUCUGCCCGGACUGGGUCCCACGAGCGAGCGGGUUCGACUGGGUAAAGAGGAGCAGAGAACGAGGAGGGUCGCCGCUCUGGCACAGCAUCUCGCUGCGAUCUUUUAAGGCCCGGCCCUUACUUGGAGGACUAGAGCAGCACGCACUCUUAUGACGAGCUCCGCCGCGCGCCGCUGCGGGGCAGCCGCACGAGACUGAGACCUACCUGAUCGCCUCCUCCCUUCGGCCAGACGCUCCAGCUGUUCCAGGGUGUUGCAUGAAUAUUCCUGCAUCUGCAACGUGAAUGCAAAAGCUGAACCUCCUGUCUGUGGCUGGAAUAUGGUUCCUCAGCAGAAGAUAGUGAUGUGGCUGCUGCUUGCAUAUCCCACUUUGUGGUCUGGACUGCAGCAUCUUGGAGAGGAGACAAGACACAAAGCUGAGCCUAUCAAGUAUAUCAUCCUAGUUCCAAAUAAUUAAGCACCCUUAGCAGUUCUCAUUGAACUUAUUUUAACUUGAGUCUUUUCAGCUCUUAUAUUUGCCUUGAACAGAUUUCACUUCACUCUGUUGUCCACAAGUAUAAUGCCAUCUCCUUCGAAGUGUGUGCAAGAACUUCUGUUAAUCUUUGCCUUCGGUUUGGCCUCCUGCAGGGCUACUGGUGCCCUGUACCAUGACUACUGUGUCAUUGGGGCUGGCCCCGCGGGCUUGCAGAUGGCAUAUUUCCUCCAGCAUGCAGGCCGAGACUAUGUGGUCUUUGAACGCAGCUGUGCGCCCGGGGGCUUUUUUGCCCUGUAUCCACGCCACCGAAAGCUUAUAAGUGUCAACAAGCGUUACACUGGCAAAUCCAACAGUGAGUUCAACCUUCGCCAUGACUGGAACUCGCUACUCAGCCACAACCGCCGGCUGCUCUUUCGACACUACUCCAAGGACUUUUUCCCAGACGCUGAUGCCAUGGUGCGUUACCUGGGGGACUUUGCUUCCAUGCUAGACCUCCAGGUGCGUUACAACACAUCCAUCACCCGUGUGAUGCUGGAAAAGGACAUUAAGGCAUGGAAUGGCCAUUUCUUCAUCCUUACUGACCAGAAUGCUCAGUUCUAUAAAUGCAGUGUCCUAUUGGUGGCUACGGGAACGUGGGUUCCUAACAAAGUGAACUUCCCUGGUUCAGAAUACGUCGAGGGCUAUGAGUCUGUGUCCAUCAAUCCAGAAGACUUCCUUGGCCAAUCUGUACUGAUCUUGGGCCGAGGAAACUCUGCCUUUGAGACAGCGGAGAACAUUUUGGGCGUCACCAAUUUCGUGCACAUGGUGGGCCGCUCUCGUGUUCGCCUUUCCUGGGCCACUCACUAUGUUGGAGAUUUGAGAGCCGUUAACAACGGCCUCCUGGACACAUAUCAGCUGAAGUCCCUAGAUGGGCUUCUGGAAGGUGACUUGGAAGACUUGGUUCUCGUCAAGGAUAAGAAAGGAAAGCUGCACAUCACCCUCCGCUUCUACCUGGAGAACAGCAACAGCAGCGAAGCAGAUUCCAUCCUCCUCCCUCAGGACGAGCUGGACAACUUUGCCACUCGAGCACCUUACGACCGCGCCAUUGGCUGCCUCGGCUGGAAAUUCGACUUCUCCAUAUUCAACAAGUCUGUGGGGCUGAUGCAAGGCAAAGGCAGUAAGAAGAAGUAUCCUCUCAUCAAGCCCAGUUACGAAGCCAAAGCCACUCGGGGCCUUUUUGUUCUGGGCACCGCAAGCCACUCAGUUGACUUCAGGAAAUCUGCUGGGGGCUUCAUUCACGGGUUCCGAUACACAGCUCGCGUAGUUCAUCGCUUAUUAGAAGUCCGUCACCACGGAGUCCCCUGGCCAUCCUCCCUCUACCCCAUUAUGCAGCUAACGAAUGCCAUUGUCAAGCGAGUGAAUGAGGCGUCUGGGCUCUAUCAGAUGUUCACUGUGCUAGCGGAUGUCAUUCUGCUAAAAGAGAAUGCCACAGAAUUUGAGUACCUGGAGGAGUAUCCAGUUGGGGUCCUGCAAGACCUGGAAUGGCGCACAGGGAAAAAAGUUCAGAAUGGGCUUUUUGUCAUUGUGAUGGAGUAUGGGAAGAAUUUUUCUGGGCCUGACAAGGACGUCUUCUAUUACAACCGCGCUGUGGGUGAAGCACGCCAUGCUUGGCAGUCCAAUUUCCUGCAUCCUGUCAUUUAUUACUACAAACGCCUCCCUACCGAGCGUGAGAUGAGGCUCUGCCCACCAGACUGGCCCUUGCCCCGCCCAGACGCCAUCCAUCACAUUGUGGAGGACUUUCUGACAGACUGGACUGCUCCAAAUGCCCACAUCCUCCCGCUGAGACGGUUCUUGGAGAAUUGCUUGGAAACUGACCUGCGCAGAUUCUAUGCAGAGUCCUGCUUCCUGUUCGCCCUCACGCGUCAGAAAUUGCCUCCCUUCUGCCAGCAGGGAUACAUGAGAAUGCAAGGGCUCAUGGGUAAUGAGAGGCUUAGUCGUCAUGGAGUAGAAGCAGGACUGCUUGAAGACUACACUGCUGUGGACUCCCCAGAUGAGCGGGAAACUGGCAGUACACAGUCACAUGACCCGCUGUUGGAAGAUCACAUGAUACCAAACCACCAGCUGCAGCAUCUCAUAAGCACCAAGGAUGAACUUUAGCCUUCCUUAGACUGCAUCGGAAACCACAAUGAUUGUGGUCACGGUACCAUGACAUAGACCUCUCCUGGGGCUCCAGCUUCCACUGCGUAUACUUGACUUGGAUUCCUGCCCAUUCCUUUAUGGGGGACCAUGACUUGCCAAAGACUUGUGUUGAUCUGGUGUUAUUUAUGAAGAGCAGAGUCUUUUACAGGAUAAGUGGGGGCUGAAACUGGGUAAUGUGAGGCAUCCUGUCACUCCUGUUCACUGUUGUAGCCUGCUGGUGGUGUUGCGUUUCUGCUGUAGGGGCCAGUCUCUAGCUUGUCGCAGGGGAGAAAAAGGGAUUGCACAGAUGACUUGCCACGGAAUAUUACUCCUGACUGCAUGUUUUGUGGUGAUCCACAGCAAAAGUCGUUGGUUAUGGAUGCUAUGUGUUAUUUUGUCCUUGCAUAACCUUGCAGAUUUCGUAUGUGCAUGACUUUACAAUCAGUUCGGUAGUAUUGGCUAAAGGAAUGCUGCUAAUGUCCAAUGCAGGGAAAUAAUAUUGUAUACAGGAGAGAAGGGGGAUCCCUUUGUUCCACGUUUGACAAAAUGCACUGCUGCCACAUUCAUCAACUUGUUCUGCAUCCCUGGCAUUCUUGUGUGCCAGCUUGCCCUUGAAAGGAAGGAGAAUUCCUGCACUCUUAACAAAAUAUCUCUCCUGUUUGCACUACACCUAGUUAGAAAGCUUCAUUAAUUAAGUUCAGUUGUGAUUAAUUUUUAUUUUCUAUUGUGAUGAUUGUAUUUAUAAUAUCCUAUUUUUUUUAAAAAAAAUGUAAGAGUAGGUAGGAAAACUAUCUGCACUUUAUUGCACCCCUACACACUUCCAAGAGACCAAGCCAGAAAGAGUCUUGUCUUUUAUCUAUAUUCCCUUGCUCUUUAGCAGAUGGACAGAAUAGCCUUCUACCUGCCACAAACACAGCACUUGUGCUUCCGGGGGGGGGGGACACCUUUCCAGCAACUGAUUCUUUGGGAGAGAUACACUUUAGCCCUCUUGCUUUAUCUAUAAAUACUUAAACCUCAUUUCUCGCCUACCAUUUGGUCUGGAGAAUUGAAAUGAAAAGGGGUCCAAUGCCUAACCAAAACCCUGCUGCAAAUUUAGAACUUGGCAGGAUGAACUUACAGGGUUAGGGCACAUGGAAGGGAAUGACCCGUGGCACAGUGGCUGCACAUGUUUUGCAUGCAGACAAUCUCUGGGCCCAAAGGCAUCACUUUUUUUAAUUCUGUCUCUUCAGUUACUUUAAAACCACAGAUCCUGGUUUAAAACAAACUCUGGAUAAAGAAGCUGGCUUCUUGGCUUGUGGUUUGAAGUUGGCUUGUUUUGAAACUGACAAUAAAUCGUUCUAAACUAGGAUAUCUAGUUCAUUCGUAACAAGCCAGGAUUCUGCAAAACUGAAAGUAAACACUGGCAAAAUGUUUCAUCA
Zootoca vivipara (common lizard) is the source of this 5701-nucleotide messenger RNA. RefSeq names its product FAD dependent oxidoreductase domain containing 2 (gene FOXRED2). Gene Ontology annotation, biological process: ERAD pathway. Lineage: Eukaryota; Metazoa; Chordata; Lepidosauria; Squamata; Lacertidae. Gene Ontology annotation, molecular function: flavin adenine dinucleotide binding; monooxygenase activity. The record is from RefSeq and is a predicted model, not a curated record. Gene Ontology annotation, cellular component: endoplasmic reticulum lumen.